Molecule: messenger RNA, 1638 nt
Organism: Auanema sp. JU1783
Lineage: Eukaryota; Metazoa; Nematoda; Chromadorea; Rhabditida; Rhabditidae
Source: the annotation of a GenBank genome assembly
AUGAUAGAUCAAAAGUUUGAUCUCAACACUUGUGUCUCCUUGCCGACGAGAUAUGGCUACCUCUGUAUUGUAGAAGUUGAUCGCAAAUCAAGUGACUUCGGAGAGAAGAAAGAAAGCGGUUUGGAAGAAAAGAAAACUUCGCUUCUUGGAGAGAGUUCCUCAGAAAAAUUGGUUGUAAAACGUGCUCCCAGAUUAAGUGUCUUCGGAGAUCCUAGAGGUACAGCAUGCUCACGGUCUGAGUUACUCAAAAAAAGAAGAGAAAGCGGUUUGGAAGAAAAGAAAACUUCGCUUCUUGGAGAGAGUUCCUCAGAAAAAUUGGUUGCAAAACGUGCUCCCAGAUCAAGUGGUUCCGGAGAGAAGAAAGAAGGUGGAUUUAGAUCCGGCGACUUCGGAGAGAAGAAAGGUUGGAGAAUCGUAAAGCUGAUUGAGCUUUUCGAGUUUGGCUUAGCGACUAUGUUUUCUGGAAGUGAAAAAAAAAAAAAACGUGAUCCCAGAUUCAGUGACUUUGCAGGAAGGAUAGAGAGUGGAUUUAGAUCCGGCGACUUCGGAGAGAAGAAAGAAAGCAGUUCUGGAGAAAAGAAAAGUUCACUUCUUAGAGAGAGUUCCUCAGAAAAAUUGGUUGCAAAACGUGCNAGAGUUCCUCAGAAAAAUUGGUUGCAAAACGUGCUCCCAGAUCAAGUGUCUUCGGAGAUCCUAGAGAUGUUGGCUUCAGAUCCAGCGUCUUCGCAAAAAACAGAGAUAGCGUCUUUGGUGGAGGAAGAGGUGGAGCUUUUGGAUCCAGUGGCUUUGAAGAAAGAAGAGAGUUCCUCAGAAAAAUUGGUUGCAAAACGUGCUCCCAGAUCAAGUGUCUUCGGAGAGAAGGAAGAGAAGGUAUUUGGAUCCGUCAGCUCCGAAGACGACGAAGAGAAUGCAUUUGGAUCCGUCAGCUCCGAAGAGGACAAUGAAGUUGGUUUCGGAUCCGUCACCUCUGAAGAGGACGAAGAGGGUGGAUUCGAAUCCUGCGGCUUAGGAGAGAAGAAAGAAGGUGGGUUUGAAUCCGUCACUGCCGAAAAGGACGAACGUUUGGUUCUAGUUAUCUCGAUGAGUUAUCUUCAAUCCGUUGGCUCCCGAGAGAAGAAAUUUUUGAGAAUCGUGAAACUUUAUCGUGAAGUUCCUGGUUUAGAAGACUGUUUUGGAGAGAAGAAAGAAGAUGGUUUCGGAUCGGGAGGAUUAGGAGAGAAAAGAGAUGGCGAUUUCGGCGCUAGAAGAGAGCAAGAAUUCGGUGUCGGAGGAUUUGGAGAUGGAAAAUCAAUUCUGAUGUCGGCGUGUUUUGGCAGUUUGGAUGCGGAUCAGUUUCACUGGUUUGAGUCUACGGGCCUUGAAAGUGAUCGUAGCAGAUUUCUUUACUUCCCUAUUCAAGAAAUUGUAGACAUCGUGGAGAACGGACAUUGCGUGGCUUGCUCCUGGUACAAUUCACCCAAGACGAAGUUCGGCUGUUCUUUCACCGAAAAGUUUAUAAUUCCCUUCCUGUUUAGAUUCUGCCCCUAUUGCUCCGAGAGAUGGUGCGAAUCCAAUCAGUGCAUCUCGUCUCUUUUGAACGAAUUUGUCCUCCAUGCAGAGAUAAAAGGACCAGGUUCUGGUUAUUCUCUGCGUAGCUGA